CUUCUUCCGGUUGACACUUCCGGUGUAGAGCGAGUCCAUGCUUGCUCCGCUUCAGAGUACAUAUACAAUUGUUCUAAAUCAAUUGGAUCAAGUCUCAUUUUAAACAGUAUAUUGCAUUGGGCGUUAGAGGGGGCGGAGAACGUCGUGCUGCUGGCCACCUCCAGUCAGUCAGUGGGAUGUCCAGUUCGGACGUGCUAGCCAGUCCCAGUGGUGUGGACGUGUCCUCCUCUCCCAAAUCACCACUGGCUAAAACCCAGCAACCUGACAAGGACUCCAAACCAGUAACCAAACAGAACCCUGUCCCUGCCUCCCCUCCCCUCCAUGGUCUGAAGCUGGCUCCCCACAGGGAGCUGGAGCAGGCACAGCAGAGGGGCAGGCUGAAGUGUUCUAGCUGCGGAGGCUCCCGGAUGUUCUUCUGCUACACCUGCUGCUCUUUAGUGGGCGUCAGCCAGCAGGAAAUCCCCUCUGUCAAGCUCCCUAUAAAGAUUGACAUCAUCAAGCAUCCCAGUGAGGUUGAUGGGAAGAGCACAGCCAUACACGCCAAGAUCCUCGCCCCCGAUGAUGUCACCAUCUACACCUACCCCUGCAUACCUGAGUAUGAAGAUGACACAGACAAAGUAGUGCUGGUGUUCCCUGGUCCUGGAUCAGUCUCAGUGGAGGAGAUGACAUGGAGAUUGCAGAACCUGGCUGUCAUGAAGUCAGCUGCCUCCCCAGAUGAGGAACCGUCCCCAAAGAGGCCCAGAGCCGAGGAGAUGCCAGGGGCUACACAGCAGGCGGAGGGACACACAUCAGGAGCCACACACACAGAAGAGAGGGGAGGGGAAGCAGGGAUAGAGGGCCAGACUGAGACACCAGGGGCCUGUCCCCUCCAGAGAGUGGUGUUCAUCGACAGCACAUGGAACCAGACCACCAGAAUCAUCACAGAUGAGAGACUACAGGCGUUGCUCCGUGUGGAGCUGAAGACCAGGAAGACGUGUUUCUGGCGCCAUCAGAAAGGUUCUCCAGACACCUACCUGGCAACCAUAGAGGCUGUCUACUACUUCCUCAAGGACUACCAGGAGCUGUGUCUGAGACAGGAGUACACAGGACAGUACGACAACCUGAUGUACUUCUACUGUUACCUACACACACUGAUCAACAAGGCUAAGACAACCGCUGGGAGACGCUGAGGCUGCAGGGAGGAGAGAGAGGCCAAAACUACCGCUGAGAGACGCAGAGGCUGCAGAUAGGAGAGAGAGGCCAAAACUACCGCUGAGAGACGCAGAGGCUGCAGAUAGGAGAGAGAGGCCAAAACUACCGCUGAGAGACGCAGAGGCUGCAGAUAGGAGAGAGAGGCCAAAACUACCGCUGAGAGACGCAGAGGCUGCAGAUAGGAGAGAGAGGCCAAAACUACCGCUGAGAGACGCAGAGGCUGCAGAUAGGAA
Oncorhynchus gorbuscha (pink salmon) is the source of this 1424-nucleotide messenger RNA. RefSeq names its product DTW domain containing 1 (gene dtwd1). NCBI's taxonomy places the organism in Eukaryota, Metazoa, Chordata, Actinopteri, Salmoniformes, Salmonidae. Gene Ontology annotation, cellular component: nucleus. Bases 177 to 1169 code for a protein of 330 amino acids. The record is from RefSeq and is a predicted model, not a curated record. The transcript is spliced from 6 exons. Gene Ontology annotation, biological process: tRNA modification. Gene Ontology annotation, molecular function: tRNA-uridine aminocarboxypropyltransferase activity.